AAGGCAGCCAGCCUUGGUCAAAGGAACAUCUUAUCCUUUGCUUUUGAUAAGGACAGUGUUCCUUCCAUUAUGCUCUAAAACGGUAAAAUAUUCUUGCCCUCUUUUAUUCUGAUCCAGGGCUGAGGGUCAUAUGAAAGUUCAGAGAAGGACAUGAUUUUUAGUAUGGGUGGUGGCAAGUUUAUCAGAUGGCUUCCUAGCCAAGAUAUUCCUCCCCCUCACCUCCAAACAAAAUAUGUACCCUAAGAAUGAUUUUAUCUCAGUGUUAGGAGAAGAGGGUAGGUAGCAGGGCCUGGCUCUGUCAUCGUGGGCUAUUUUGAGGGGACUUCAGCAGUCCCAAAAAGAAGGAAAAGAAGGGCUGAUUCUCCUUUUGUGAGCAGCCAGUGGAGCUGCUUUAGGGACUAACAAGCCAGCCAGAGACAAUGUCCUCUCUCAGGAAAGCACUAAAAGCACCAGUAGUGCUCCUUUCAUGGGGAGCCAACAGUUAUUUUGGCCUCUCUUUCCAUUAAAAUAGGAAAGCAUUGAAAAGGGCCAUUCGUGGCAUAGUGUGGAGCCUCCCCAUUGUGGCAGCAUUUCUAACUGCAUUGAGAAUUAACCAUGUUGCUCUUCUUUUUCACCAUGGAGGAAUUUCUAGAUUUUUAUUUAUACCCUACCACUUAGAACAUCUUUCACUGUUUCAGCAAAUUGCAGCAUAAAAGAUGGAGAAGCCAGCAGGGGCUGUGCCCACAAUAGUAGCUGGGGUUGCAUUUAAGACAUUCAAAUGCCAAGGGUGUGCUUCUCCCAUUAAGUCCAACAUAAGAAAUCAGGUGUGCACAACACUGCUGAACAGAAGACCCCAAAGGACAGGUGGAGUUUCUGCCCUUCAGAGACUUGAAGACAGUGUGUGACUCUCCUGUGAGUUAAGAGCACUGGCUGAGUCAGACAGACCCGAGUGACAAGCCCAGCCUCACUCUCUUUCAGCUGUGAGAGCCAAGAUUUUCUUGCCGCUUGGGCUUCAGCAGGAAGGGGCUUCCUCUACACUGUCCUGUUGCUGUGGCAGACAUGUCAAUACCCUUACACUCACUGCAAUUCAACAAUACAACGAGGGAGGAAAAUGAUGAGCCCCCAAACAAGCAGAUGGCCUUCUCUAGACCAGUGACAGAGACCAGAGCAGAUGUCCAGAUUCUGCAUUCUCAUAUAGAGUUGCCUGUAGUCUCGACUUCAGCCUCAGAUCCUGGAGGGACAUCCGUACAGUUGAUGACAUCUCCAGCCUUUGACAACAUGUCUGCACCUCUAAUGGGAGUACCAAACUCUGGAGCCUUGUCCCCACCCCUAAUGCCAACCUCAGACUCUGGGGAACUUUCCCCAUUGCUAAUGCCAGCCUCAGACUCCGGGGCACUGUCCCCAUUGCUGAUGCCAGGCUUCGAUUCUGAAACAUUGUCCCCAUUGCUGUCUAUUUCAGAGUAUGGGUUAAUGUCCCCAGAGAUGAUGACAAUUCCUGACUUUGGAACAAUGUCCACAACACUAAUGGUAGCACCAGAUUCUGCAGAGAUAUCACCAUUGCCAAUGCCAACUCCAUCCUCUGGAGCGGUGUCUACACCUAUAAUGAGCACUUCAUCCUCUGAGGCAAUGUCCACACCAUUAAUGCUAGCCCCAGAUUCUGGAGAGAUAUCCCCAAUCCUAAUGCCAGAUAUGAAUCCUGGAGUGAUGUCUACACAGCCAGUGCCAGCUCCCAGCUCUGAGGAAAUGUCCCCAUUGCAAAUUACAGAUGAAGACACUGAAGCAAUGUCCAAAGUACUCAUGACUGCCUUGGCCUCUGGAGAGAUAUCUUCGCUGCUAAUGUCAGGCACAGACUCUGAAGCGAUAUCCUCACUGAUAAUGUCAGCUCUGGCUUCUGAAGGAAUACCAACCCAGGAAACAAGCAUCCAAAACUCUGGGGGAAUAUCUACCCCAAUCAUGUCAGACCCACACACUGGAGUAAUGUCUUCACUGUUAAUGUUAGCUCCAGACUCUGAAGUAAUGUCCACACAGCUACCGUCAGUCCCAGAUGCUGGAGAAAUGUCCAUAUUACCAAAGCCAGCUCCAAAUGCUGAAGCAAUGUCCCCAGCAGUCAUGAUGGCCCUACCUUCUGGAAUGAUGCCCACCCAGAUUAUGUCAGUCCAAGGCUCUGGAGUGAUGGGCCCAUGGUCAACACAAAAUCUAGACUCUGAAAUCAUGUCUACUCUGCCACUGAGAGGUACAGCCUCUGGGGUGAUGUGUGCAUCACCAGUAAGAGCUUCAGACUCUGGAGCAAUGUCCACACCACUAAUGGGAGACCCAGCCUCUGGAAAUAUGUCUGCAUUGCAAAAGACAGUUCCAGUUUCUGAAGCCAUGACCACCCCACUGAUGACAGUCACAAGCUCUGAAGUGAUGUCCACAGAGCAAAUGUCAGCCACCGACUCUAGAGUAAUGUCCACACAGUCAACAAUGUCCAAAACUUCUAGAGCAAGGCCCAAACGCUCUAGGAAAGCCACGGCCAAACGGCGCACGAGAACCUCGGCCUCUAGAAAGAUGUCCAUGCCACUGAGGAGAGCUCCAGCAUCUGGAGCAAUGUCCACCCAGUCAAUUGUGGCCACAGCCUCUGAAACAAUGUCUAUGCCACAAAUGAGAACCACGGCCUCAGGACUGACAUCUGCACCGCAAAUGAAAGCCACGACUUCUGGAGCAAUGUCCACCCCACUAAUGACAGCCCAAACCUCUGGAGCAACAUCCACACUGUUAAUGAGAGACGCAGCCCCAGGUAUGAUGUCCUGUCCACAAAUGAGAGCUCUGGCCUCUGGAGCAUUGUCCCAGCCACUCAUGACACCCCAAGCCUCUGGAACAAUGGAACGAAUGACAACCACAACUUCUGGAGCAGUGUCCACACUGCUAAUGAGAGACGCAACUUCUGGAGCUCUGUCCAUGCCGCAAAUGACAUACACAGCCUCUGGAGGAAUGUCUUCACUGCUAAUGAGAGAUGCAGCUUCUGGAGCAAUGUCCACAUCACAAAUGACAGACAUAAUCUCUGGAGGGAUGUCCAUGCCACUAAUGAGAGCUCAAGACCCAGGAGAAAUACCUGCAUCACUGAGAGCCACAGCUUCUGGAAAGAUGCCCAGCCAGCCAGUGAGCACCCAAGAUCCUGGAGGAAUGUCCGUGUUGUUCCUGAGAUCCAUGACUGCUGCAGGUAUGCAGAUGAGUGCCCCAACCUCUGAUAUGAUGUCCACACCAACAAGGAGAGCUUGGACCUCUGAAGCAAUGUCCACACCACUAAUGAGAACCUCAGGCUCUGGAGAGAGGCCCUCGCUGCUCACAAGGGCUUCAUCCUCCGGAGAGAUGUCCCUACCACUAAUGAGAGCUCCAGCUUCUGGAGAGAUAGCCACGCCUCUGAGAGCCCCGGCUUAUGGAGCCAUGUCUGCUCCACAAAUGACAGCCACAGCCUCUGGAAUGAUGUCCAUGCCACAAGUGAAUGCGCCCAUCUCUGGAGCAAUGUCCAUGCCGCUGAUGAGAUCCACAGCCUCUGGAGUGACAUCCGCACCACAAAUGAUGCCCACAGCUUCGGGAGACAUGUGCACACUACCAAUGAGAGUCCCAGCCUCUGUAGGGGUGUCGCCACCACUAGUAAUAGCUCCAGCCUCUGGAACUAUGUUCACACCACUAAGGAGACCCUCAGCCUGUGAAGCUGUGUCCACAGAGUUAAUGAGAGCCCUGGCCUCUGGAACAAUGCCCAUGCCUUUGAUGUCAUCCAUGGCUUCCAAAGAGAUGUCUAUGCCACUGAUGGAAACCAUGGUCUCUGGAACAAUGUCCACUUUGCAAACCAGUGUUGCAAACUCUAGAUCUAUGUCCGUGCCACAAACAACAUACACAGUGUCCAGAGGGAUGGCCACAGUGCCAAUCAGAGGCUCUGCUUCUGGAGCAAUGUCCACAUCAUUUAUGAGAGCCUCAGUUUCUGGAAUGAUGUCCAUGCCACUACCGAGAGCCACAGCCUCUGGAUGUGGCAUGGGGGUGUCCAGGCCAAAAAUGACAGCCACAGACUCUAGAGGGAUGUCCACACCACUAAUGAGGGCCCCAGGCUCUGGAACAACGUCCACCCCACAGACAGCCUUUGGAGUGAUGCCCACUCUGGAAAUCAAAGCCGAAGACUCUGGAGAGGCAUCCACCUCUCACAUUCACAUCACAGCCUCUGGAUCAAAGCCCAGACCAUACAUGACUGCCACAGUUCCUGAAACUACAAACCCACCACGAGAGGAAGUGCCAUCCUUCGGAAUGUUGACCCCGGCACUCUGUUACCUCUUAGAAGAGCAGGAAGCAGCCCGGGGCUCAUGCCCUGUGGAGGAAGAGAUGGAGAUUGAUGAGGAGAAGCAAAUGAAAGGGUUUUUGGAUGAUUCAGAGAGAAUGGCAUUUCUGGUGUCACUUCACCUGGGAGCACCAGAGAGGUGGUUCAUCUUGCAGAUGGAGGUAGGACGCCCACUCUCAGAUGAAAAUACAUCUUUCCUGAGAAGAUCCCAGGGCUUAUAUGACUCCCUAUCUGAGAUAGACGUCCUCAGUGCUGUUCUUUGCCAUCCCAAACAGGGCCAAAAGUCAGUCAGGCAGUAUGCCACCGACUUCCUGCUGCUGACCCGACAUUUAUCUUGGUCUGAUGCCAUUCUACGGACCAGGUUUCUGGAAGGACUCUCAGAAGCUGUUGCCACCAAAAUGGGUCGGAUCUUCCUGAAGGUGGCUGGCAGCCUAAAGGAGCUGAUAGACAGGUCUCUCUACACUGAGUGCCAGCUGGCGGAAGAGAAGGAUUCCCCGGGCAACUCAAGCCAGGUCCUGCCAACAGCCUGUAAGCAGAAUAAUGAGGAGGCCACGGAGAAUGAAUUGAGCUCUCAGCAGCAGACUGAGGAGCACCAGCAUGUUCCCAAACGUUGUUACUACCUGAAAGAGCAUGAAGACCCCCAAGAAGGUCUUCAUGACCACCUUGGACAGAGCACAGGCCAUCAUCAGAAGGCCCAUACCAACAAGUAAAACUUUAUGGAAUCUUCUCCUGUGAUAUCUGACUGGGCUGCUAACUGGAGGACUGGUUCCUGGACCCAUUCCAUUCAACUACAUCACAAACCUUGUUGCCUUCACCCUUCAGCCUCCCCCUCCAGGCACAUCCCACCUUACCUCUCACUUGGCUGAUUUGAUCUUCCCUUUCACCCACAUGCCUAUGACCUGCCUUGACAAUCAGAGUGUGGACUAUAAGAGUAUGGUGUGUGAGGUUCUGAACUCCCAUCACCACCGAGGCCAGUACUAGUUCUUGGUACAGGGGGGAAGUCUAGGCAGGAUACCUCUCACUUGGCUGAUUUGACCUUCCCUUUCACCCACAUGCCUAUGACCUGCCUUGACAAUCAGAGUGUGGACUAUAAGAGUAUGGUGUGUGAGGUUCUGAACUCCCAUCACCACCGAGGCCAGUACUAGUUCUUGGUACAGGGGGGAAGUCUAGGCAGGAUACCUCUCACUUGGCUGAUUUGACCUUCCCUUUCACCCACAUGCCUAUGACCUGCCUUGACAAUCAGAGUGUGGACUAUAAGAGUACGGUGUGUGAGGUUCUGAAUUCCUAUCACCACCGAGGCCAGUACUAGUUCUUGGUACAGGGGGAGGUCUAGGCAGGAUACCUCUCACUUGGCUGAUGUGACCUUCCCUUUCACCCACAUGCCUAUGACCUGCCUUGACAAUCAGAGUGUGGACUAUAAGAGUAUGGUAUGUGAGGUUCUGAACUCCCAUCACCACCGAGGCCAGUACUAGUUCUUGGUACAGGGGGGAAGUCUAGGCAGGAUACCUCUCACUUGACUGAUUUGACCUUCCCUUUCACCCACAUGCCUAUGACCUGCCUUGACAAUCAGAGUGUGGACUAUAAGAGUAUGGUAUGUGAGGUUCUGAACUCCCAUCACCACCGAGGCCAGUACUAGUUCUUGGUACAGGGGGGAAGUCUAGGCAGGAUACCUCUCACUUGACUGAUUUGACCUUCCCUUUCACCCACAUGCCUAUGACCUGCCUUGACAAUCAGAGUGUGGACUAUAAGAGUACGGUGUGUGAGGUUCUGAAUUCCUAUCACCACCGAGGCCAGUACUAGUUCUUGGUACAGGGGGAGGUCUAGGCAGGAUACCUCUCACUUGGCUGAUGUGACCUUCUCUUUCACCCACAUGCCUAUGACCUGCCUUGACAAUCAGAGUGUGGAAUACAAGAGUGUAUGGUGUGUAAGGUUCUGAACUCUCAUCACGACUGAGGCCAGUACUACUUCUUGGUACAGGGGGAAGUGUAGGCAGGAUAAAUCAUAUCUUACCUCAAAACACCUUAGAGUGGCCAGGCGCGGUGGGUCACACCUGUGAUCCUAGGAUUGUGGGAGGCCAAGAUGGGUGGAUCACGAGGUCAAGAAAUCGAGACCAUUCUGGCCAACAUGGUGAAACACCGUCUCUAAUAAAAAUACAAAAAAUUAGCUGGGCAUGGUGGCACGUACCUGUAGUCCCAGCUACUUGGGAGUCUGAGGCCAGAGGAUCGCUUAAACCUGGGAGGUUCAGUGAGCCAAGAUUGCACCAAUGCACUCCAGCCUGGCAAUAGAGUGAGACUUCAUCUGAAAACAAACAAACAAAUAACACCUUAGAGUAUCUUGCCAUGUGUCAGCAGGCAAACUUGAGAAAGACCUGUUUCUAUUCCACCUGACAAGGGAGCCUAUAAGGAGAGUGAUGCCCACUCCUAUACCACCCUCGUAAUCCAGUAGACUUGCCCCAUAUGCCCCAACUCAUAGCACCUAACAUGGGUCUCCAGGGUCCUUGCCCUGUUUAUAGUAUCCAUCCUGAACCAUUCAUUUUGACCCAUAAUAGUAAUAAUAGUGACAGUAUAAUGGCUGCUAGUUAUUGAUAGUGUAUCGUGUCACAGGCACUGGGCUAAACUCUUGGCAAGCAACAUCUCACUACAUUCUUACCAUAACACAACUUGUUAUUGUGUUGUAAGCUUCUGACCUCUUGAGCUGUUGUUUAUGGCCUUUGUCUUGUCCCUCAGUGCGGGUUCUCUAGCUCUGACCUCUGGGUGACCCCCUCAGUUGUCAAUUGCCCUUGCUCCCCUUGGCUGUCAUGCUUCAUGGCCAGCACUCUUGAUGAGGGUCUUGGUCUUUAAACAGGCAUAGUGACAACAUAAUGUGCGCAGUGCUUGCUUUCAGGUGGUGGGGUUAUGGGUAGUUUUUAUUUUCUUCUUUCUACCUCUCUGUACUUUCCACAUUCUCUGCAGUAAGCAUGUAUUACAUUUAUAAUCAUUAAAGUAAAUAAACUUCAUUUAUGAAAAAAGA
Messenger RNA from Callithrix jacchus (white-tufted-ear marmoset), 7297 nucleotides. It is a transcript of the gene RTL9, whose product is annotated as retrotransposon Gag like 9. The record is from RefSeq and is a predicted model, not a curated record. Lineage: Eukaryota; Metazoa; Chordata; Mammalia; Primates; Cebidae.